AUGUGCAUGCCAAACGAUUACCGGGAGUCUGACCGAUAUCCUGGAAAUUGCAUAUUGGACAGACUCUCCAGUCUAUUAUGCUUGAGAAUGCAAAUGCUCUCAGGUUCGAUAUCAUUUACACAUGUUGAGGAUGUGAGCAGGGCUGAGAUAUUUGUUGCUGAGAAUGAAUCCGCUUCUGGACGUUAUAUUUGUUGUGCUAUUAACACUAGUUUGCCUGAGCUUGCAGAGUUCCUUUCAAAGAGAUAUCCACAAUACAAUGUGCCUACUAAUUUCACUGAUGUGUCGAAGAAGGCAAGAUUGAGUCUUUCAUCGACAAAGCUUAUCAGAGAAGGGUUCAAGUUUGAGAAGAAAGAUCUAGGAACAAUUUAUGAAGAUUCCAUUGAAUAUGUGAAGACUGCAGGACUACUACCAAACUAA
Molecule: messenger RNA, 417 nt
Organism: Asparagus officinalis (garden asparagus)
Lineage: Eukaryota; Viridiplantae; Streptophyta; Magnoliopsida; Asparagales; Asparagaceae
Product: anthocyanidin reductase ((2S)-flavan-3-ol-forming)-like
Exons: 3
Coding region: 1-417 (138 amino acids)
Molecular function (GO): oxidoreductase activity, acting on the CH-OH group of donors, NAD or NADP as acceptor
Source: RefSeq, a predicted model, not a curated record